AUGAUUGAAGACCAGGAGCCUGAGCACGUCGAUUGGGUUCUCUACUUUCUCUACACCGGGAAAGUUACCCCACAUCUUGCCCGUCUACUGAUGAGUGAGGACACCAUCAUCUCCACCUGUGUCGAUGUCAUCGAGGUCGCGGCAUUCGUCAAUAAGACGAGAACAUACAGUGGCGAGGAUCUCAUACUGCCGGAGGUCUUCACCGAGCAGUUCUUCAAUGCAGCCCAACGAGCUUACAGUUACGACGGAUACCCCGCCGAGUUGUUGCGCAAAGCCCUGCUGUUCUUCAUGAGCAUCACGCGCCUUGGACCGAUCCGGCAAUAUUCCUUCCAGCAGAUUUUCUUUGAGCACAAGGAAUUUUUGGCCGACGUCCUUAAGCAUAUGGUUGAUACGGAGGUAGGCAUCGUGAUGUCCUCUUUGCCUUCAGCGUGCUCUGUAUGCAAGAAAUCUGCGAGUCUGUGUUCCGACACGUGGACAUACAUGUGCGGUCAGGACAUCUACACUCUGAGUGGUGUUUGCCAAGAAUGCGACGGAGAUCUCCAAGGAAACUACGACUAUGACGAGGAGAAAUGUCUGCUCAAGAUGGACGAGACUACAGCCCUCAAUCCUGAGUAA
Messenger RNA from Neoarthrinium moseri, 615 nucleotides. RefSeq lists its product as uncharacterized. The transcript is spliced from 3 exons. The record is from RefSeq and is a predicted model, not a curated record. NCBI's taxonomy places the organism in Eukaryota, Fungi, Ascomycota, Sordariomycetes, Amphisphaeriales, Apiosporaceae. Bases 1 to 615 code for a protein of 204 amino acids.